AUGGAUGUCCUCACCGUUCGCGAGGCCGUUCGGUUUGCCCGUGACUGGUGUUUGUCUGGCAAGGGCCCAAUCAUCUUGGAGGCGGAGACAUACCGUUACCACGGGCAUAGUAUGAGCGACCCUGGAACGAGCUAUCGGACACGUGAGGAAGUGCAGGCUAUGCGUCGUCUCCGUGAUCCCAUCACUCUGUUCCAGAAGCGCAUUACCGAAUCACAGCUGGUCACUGAUGAGGAAAUCAAGAAUUUAGAGAAGGAAAUUCGCAAAGAAGUGGAUGAAGCUGCCGAACGGUGUCUCGCUGAUCCAAGUCCCGAACCCAUCGAUGGUUUCUGUAGUCCGUUAGUCCAAACUCCGCCCGGUUUCCGUUUCCGUGGGUGCGACAUCCUGACUUGGUACACACCAAAUUGA
Molecule: messenger RNA, 405 nt
Organism: Dicrocoelium dendriticum
Lineage: Eukaryota; Metazoa; Platyhelminthes; Trematoda; Plagiorchiida; Dicrocoeliidae
Source: the annotation of a GenBank genome assembly